GGAUGAACUUGGUCAAGGAGUCAUAAAGCAAAAAAGCUAUGAGACAUCUGCAACACAGAAAAUUAAAGCACUUGAGAAAGAAAAUGAAGCUUUGCAACAGAGAUGUCUGCCUCCCAUGAAAGCAAUGCUUUAGAACAUGAAAAACUGCGUGCUUCCCUGGAAGUUUACAAGAAGAACAAUGAUCAAACUGGUUUUCAGAACUUGCAGGAAGAACUGGCUUCUGCAAAAGAAUUAAUUAAACAAUCAGAAAACCAAAAGGCUGAGCUUGAAGCAAAGAUUUUAGCUUUGGAAGAAGAUAUCAAAUCCAAGAAAGACAGUGAGUCAAAACUGGCACAACAAGCAGCUGAAGCAAAUGAUCGAGCCAAAAACUUUGAUGCUGUAAAGAACAGCCUGUCACAACAGCUCAUGGAAACAGUGAAGCAGAAGAGUGACAGUGAACAUCAACUUGAUAUGGCUAAGAAAGAUGCAGAAUCAGCACAUGCAGAAAAGUCCAAUGCUAUGCAGAAAGCUGGAGCAUUGCAAACACAGCUUGAUGAGGAGAGGUCAAAGAAAUCUGAAAUGGAGAAAAUGUUCAAAGCUUUGGAACAGAAGUUGAAAGACUCUUCUGAUAAACAUGUACAAGAGAAAGAGGUGCUUGUCAAACAGUUAGAGUCCGCUAGUGCAAAGAAAAAUGACACACAAAUUGCUGAGCUACAGCAACAAUGUGAUGAUACAUCAAGACAGUUGGAUGAGCUGAAAGGCAAACUAGCACAAGCUGAAGAUAAUCAUGGUAAAACAAAACAAUCACUUGCAAAUAAAGAACAACAACUGAGCCAGCACGAAGGAGAAAUUAAUAAAUUGAGAGGUUUGAACAGCAGUAAAGAUGAAGAGUUGGAACUAUUGAGAAAAACUGUGAGCCAACAUGAAAAUGAGAUUGUUGUGAUGAAGAAUAACGUCUCACAAGAACUGCAGUCUGCACCACCUGAGGUGGAUGAGACUAGGGUGAAAAGUUUGGAGGAGGAAAUUGAAAAACUCAAUGGGCAGUUAAAAGAGAAAAAGGAGCAAAUAGGAUCUAUGGAAAAGUCAAUUGAGAGCAUGAAGAGCAAGAAUAAUGAAUUACGAGAGAAGAAUUGGAAAGCAAUGGAUGCCCUUUCUGCUGCUGAAAAACAACAUAAGGCUGAUAUUGGUAAAGCUGUUGCCUCAAUCAAGGAUGAUAAUAAAAAGAACCUUGAAGCUUUGCAAACAAACAUAAAGGAAUAUUUGUGUCAAAUUCAUCCAACUUUAGACAUUGACAAAGACUUGUCAUAUGAAGAAUUUUUGGAAAAAUAUAAAAAUGUAACUAUGGAGUUGUGUAGAUCUUCCCAGGCGAAGUCGAGUGACUCCAAGGUAGAUGAAUUGGAAGAAGAAUUGAAGAAAUCUAAAGAAAACAACAAGAAAUUAAUAGCCCAAUGUGAUGAGUACACAGCAUCCUUAGCUGACAAGGAGAAAGAGCUCAAUGACGUCUUAAAAAAGAAUGAGGAUCUGGAUGGUCAAUGUAAUAAAUACAAAACUUUAUUGGGUUCUACGGAGAACAUGCUGCAUGAUUUAGAAGAUGAUGUGGAGAAAGAAAUGACAAAUUUGAAAGCUACACUUGCUAGCAAAGACUCAGAGUUAGAAAAGGCGAAUUCGUCACUUAGCGAGGUAAAUGAGAAACUUAAAAAAGCUUUGGACGAUGCAAACUCAAAGGAUAAGGAAAUUGGGUCCUUAAAACAAGAACUGACAAGCAAAGCUAGUUUGGGAGAUAAAGAAUCUGAAUUGCAAAAGAUGUCAUCUGCUAUGGACGACUUGAAGGAAAAUCUACGAAAAACAAAAGAAGAUGCAAAGAAGAAGGAAUUGACCAUUACUUCUUUACAAAAAGAUGUCACCCAGGCUACCGUAUCUGUGACAGGAUUAAAGGAAGACAUACGAAAGGCGGGCGACGAGUCGAAAUCAAAAGAUACAAAGAUUAAUUCUCUUCAACUUGAGCUUUCUACAUUGAAGAAGGCAGCCGUGAAGUCAAGUGAUGACUCCAAAAGCGAACUCAAAAAACUUUCCGACGAGGUUGCACGUUACAAAGAAGAGAAGAAGAGUCUCGAGAAGGAGCUUGAAGAGGCUAAAAACGAGGCUAAACUGCGUGCGGAGGAAGAUAAAUCACCUGAGCUCGAAAAGUUUAAAAAUGAAGCUCUGGAUGCUGCCAAAGUGAAUGCUGCAUUACGGAAAGAGCUGGAGGAGGUGCGAAUGCAAGAUGGCGCUUUGAAAAGUCCUAAAAAGAAACACGAUAAAGAGAACGAUGCUAAAGUGAAGGCCCUUGAAGAGAAGCUUGCUAUGGCAGCGAAGAAAGAGAGCGAAUUACAUGCAAAGAUUGCUCAUCUUGAAGAUUCUGCGUCCAACGCUUCACUCGAUGAUGAAAAUGCUUCACCUGACACGAAAGAGAAGAAAAAAAAGAGAGGUUUCUCUUUAAUGGGUUCAAAAUCGUCCAAGUAUGAAACCAAAUAUCGAGAUAUGUCGGAGAAAUACGAGCAAGUAAAAUCAGAAAGUGACGAGAAAACGUCCAAAAUAACUGAGCUUGAAACGAAAUUACAGAAGUCUGAAAAAGCGUUAGAAACACAGGAGCAGAAAGUAAAAGAAUUGAAGGCCAAAGUGGGAGGUCUCUCGAAUGGAGGAGUUCAGAGUUCAGGCGGCGCUUUAAAUGAAUCGCAAAUGAAACAAAUGGCAGAAGCGAUGAAAGACGGUGAUCUUACUGGUGCCGUAUGACCUAUGGUAAUUGCUGUAGAAUUGAAUUUUUAAUUAUAUGCAAAGACUAACACAAGUAAUCCUGAAUUCUUCACAAAGAACUAACGUCUUUGCUAGUUUGCUGUGAAUAGCAGAGUUUGGCAUUUAUAAAUGAAUCUAUUUUGUCUAUGUCGAAAUAUGAGACGCAGUGAUAGACUGUAAUAAUUUGGAGUUUUCAUGUGUCGUACUCAGACCUAAAUGAGAAAAAAUAAGUUUGUUACGGGGAUAUUUAUAUCAAAAUGGAUUUCAAAAUUUAUGAUCGAGUACAACAGUAGUUAAUAUAUAUAUAUAUUGUAUGAAAUUGAGAUUCGUUCAAGCUCUGGUAUGCUGGUGCUUUAUACCGCAAAAACAGUGAUGUUUCUUAGCACUAACCGCAAAACCAAGUAUUCUCCAGUUCAUUGUUACCGAAGCUUUCAUUUGAUCUUUUUAUUUUGUAAAUAUCCCUGUACUUACGCACAAUUUUGCAAUUGUAGUACGACUGAACGACUUGACUUUAGAACCGUUGAGUUUCUUUGCAACUUAUAUUAAUUGCAUUAAAGAGACUGUAACUGCGCGUCUAUGGCAUGGGAAUAAAUGAAUUUAAUGAUA
Molecule: messenger RNA, 3357 nt
Organism: Dendronephthya gigantea
Lineage: Eukaryota; Metazoa; Cnidaria; Anthozoa; Malacalcyonacea; Nephtheidae
Product: putative leucine-rich repeat-containing protein DDB_G0290503
Exons: 23
Coding region: 103-2751 (882 amino acids)
Cellular component (GO): endoplasmic reticulum membrane
Source: RefSeq, a predicted model, not a curated record